UUUUUUUAAUUUUUUUUUUCUUUCGAUUUUUUUUUUUUGUGCCGCCACAGCUGUUGCCAUAUGCGCCUCCAUCCUCUGCUUCGACUCCUAGGGCUUUCUAGGGUUUCAGAGCCUCUGUUCACGCUUCCUUCAAGCAUUUCUAGGGUUCGUGGAGCUGGAUUCGCUGUCGUUUCUCAGGACGAUUUCCAUGUGCCGCUGGUUCAGUGGUUUCGUUGAUUAGAGAGGUCGUCCGGACUCUCGAUCAGAGAAAGAGAAGGCCUUUUUCGUGCUCUAUUUUUGGUACACCAUUCUCCUGGUUUGUGAUUUGGUGAGACAGUUGCUUGGGCUCGAUUAGGAGAAAAAAGGUUUAUUAUUCCUUUUUUUCCUUUUUGGUUUUGAGUUUUGUGCUCUUGUGGGAGGUGGGAAGGGGAGGUGGGGAUUGUGCGUGAAUUUGAAUGGCAUUGGGAGAUUUGAUGGCGUCUCGAUUUUCACAAUCUUCAGUGGCGGUUUCGAAUCACUUGGACGAGUGUUCGGGCCACGAAGAUGGGGAUUUUGUGACCCAGAGAAGGGAUUCGGAGGGUGCUAGCAGUAGUUAUGGUAAUGCCACGACAGCGACGAUAACGAGUAUGGUAUAUUUGCCUCAGACUAUGGUGCUGUGUGAGCUUAGGCAUGACGCUUUUGAGGCUUGCGUCCCUUCAGGUCCAUCUGAUAGUGGGUUGGUCUCAAAAUGGCGGCCAAAGGACCGAAUGAAGACAGGAUGCGUAGCUCUUGUGUUAUGCUUAAAUAUUAGGGUUGAUCCGCCAGAUGUGAUUAAAAUAUCUCCUUGUGCCAGAAUGGAGUGUUGGAUAGAUCCAUUUUCUAUGGCAGCUCCGAAAGCACUUGAAACAAUUGGAAGCACAUUGAAUCAUCAGUAUGAAAAGUGGCAACCUAAGGCUCGUUACAAGAUUCUACUUGACCCAACUGUAGAUGAAGUGAAAAAACUCUGUAAUUCAUGUCGCAAAAAUGCAAAGUCUGAGAGAGUCCUGUUUCACUAUAAUGGGCAUGGUGUGCCAAAGCCAACUGGUAACGGUGAAAUUUGGGUCUACAAUAAGAGUUAUACGCAGUAUAUUCCCUUACCAAUCAAGGACCUUGAUUCCUGGUUGAAGACACCCUCAAUUUAUGUAUUUGACUGCUCUGCCGCUGGGAUGAUUGUCAAUGCCUUCAUGAGGCUUGAUGAUUGGAGUGCUUCUACCAGCUCUGGCUCUGCAAGGGAUUGUAUCUUGCUUGCAGCCUGUGAAGCACAUGAAACUCUUCCUCAGAGUGCUGAAUUCCCUGCAGAUGUGUUUACAUCCUGCCUCACAACACCGAUUAAGAUGGCAUUGAGAUGGUUCCGCACACGCUCGCUAGUUCAGGAGUCUCUUGAAUAUUCACUUAUAGAUAGAAUUCCUGGUCGUCAAAAUGACCGGAAAACACUUCUCGGGGAGCUAAAUUGGAUUUUUACAGCUGUUACUGACACAAUUGCCUGGAAUGUUCUACCUCAUGAUCUUUUUCAGAGAUUGUUCAGGCAAGACUUGUUAGUUGCCAGUCUGUUCAGAAAUUUUUUACUUGCAGAGAGAAUUAUGCGCUCUGCAAAUUGUUCUCCUAUUUCACACCCAAUGUUGCCGCCAACUCAUCAGCAUCAUAUGUGGGAUGCAUGGGACAUGGCUGCUGAAAUCUGCCUUUCUCAACUUCCAUCAUUGGUUGAUGAUCCUAAUGCUGAGUUCCAGCCAAGUCCUUUUUUUACAGAACAGCUGACUGCUUUUGAGGUAUGGCUUGACCAUGGUUCUGAACACAAGAAGCCACCGGAGCAGUUACCAAUUGUCCUUCAGGUUUUACUUAGUCAAGGCCAUCGAUUUCGUGCAUUGGUGCUUCUUGGAAGAUUCCUUGACAUGGGACCCUGGGCUGUGGAUCUGGCAUUGUCUGUUGGAAUUUUUCCAUACGUUCUCAAGCUAUUGCAAACAUCAACACCUGAACUACGGCAAAUUCUCGUGUUCAUUUGGACAAAGAUCCUUGCCCUUGAUAAGUCAUGUCAGGUUGAUCUAGUAAAGGAUGGGGGGCACACAUAUUUCAUCCGAUUUCUUGAUAGUGUGGAAGCAUUUCCAGAGCAGCGUGCAAUGGCUGCAUUUGUUUUGGCUGUCAUUGUGGAUGGCCACAGACGGGGUCAGGAAGCAUGUAUUGAAGCUGAUUUGAUACGUGUGUGCUUGAAACACCUUCAGGGUUCAUCACAUGAUGUGCAAACUGAACCCCUAUUUCUUCAGUGGCUUUGUCUUUGUCUAGGAAAAUUGUGGGAAGAUUUUAUGGAGGCCCAAUUAAUUGGUUUGCAGGCAGAUGCCCCUGCUAUACAUGUGUCUCUUCUGUCUGAGCCCCAACCUGAGGUUAGGGCUUCAGCUGUUUUUGCACUGGGUACGUUGCUCGAUGUAGGAUUUGAUCCAUCUAGGGACAGUGUUGGAGGAGAUGACGAUUUUGAUGAUGAUGAAAAAAUUAGGGCUGAAAUUAGUAUCGUUAAAAGCUUGCUAAGUGUUGUUUCGGAUGGAAGCCCAUUGGUUCGGGCAGAAGUUGCUGUAGCCUUAGCACGCUUUGCCUUUGCUCACAACAAGCACCUAAAGUCGAUUGCUGCUGCAUAUUGGAAACCUCAGCCAAACUCUCUGCUGAAUUCUUUGCCUUCUUUGGCUCAUAUCAAGGGAACGAGUAGUGGAUACACAAAUUCAAACCAAUAUACGCCGCAUGGAAAUAUUGUCUCUUCCCAAAUUGGUCCUGUGUUGAGAGUUGGUAGCGACAAUCCAUCAGUUGUUCGUGAAGGAAGGGUCUCUACUAGCAGUCCUCUUGCAACUUCUGGAAUAAUGCAUGGAUCUCCAUUGUCUGAUGAUUCAUCUCAGCAUUCUGAUUCUGGAAUAUUGAAUGAUGUUAUUAGCAAUGGAGUUGUUAGCCAUGCCAGGCCUAAACCUCUAGACAAUGGGACGUAUUCACAAUGCGUCUUUGCUAUGUGUAGUCUUGCCAAUGAUCCAUCUCCACGCAUUGCAAGCCUUGGUCGGCGUGUCCUGUCAAUCAUUGGGAUUGAGCAAGUGGUGGCAAAACCUGUAAAGUCUAUGUCUAAUAGUGUACGACCUGGUGAACCUGCAGUGAAAUCUACAACCCCCAGUCUUGCUGGACUAGCACGUUCAUCUUCAUGGUUUGACAUGAAUGCAGGUCAUUUGCCCAUGACAUUUAGAACUCCUCCUGUUAGCCCUCCUCGACCUAGUUACUUGACAGGAUUGCGAAGAGUUUGUUCUUUGGAGUUCAGGCCGCACCAUUUAAAUUCUCCAGACUCAGGAUUAGCUGAUCCACUUUUAGGAGCUGGGGGAUCUGGGAUCUCAGAGCGCAGUUUUCUUCCACAGUCGACCAUCUACAAUUGGAGCUGUGGCCACUUCUCAAAACCACUUCUCAAUGCAGCAGAUGACAGUGAAGAAGUAUUAGGUAGAAGAGAAGAGAGGGAAAAAUUGGCAUUGGAUCUCAUAGCAAAGUGCCAGCACACCUCUGUUAGCAAGCUUAAUAAUCAAAUUGCUAGCUGGGAUACAAAAUUUGAAAUGGGUACGAAAACAGCUCUGCUUCAACCUUUCUCUCCUAUAGUGAUUGCUGCAGAUGAGAAUGAAAGAAUAAGGAUAUGGAAUUAUAAGGAAGCUACCCCUCUCAACAAUUUCGACAAUCACAAUUUUCCCGACAAAGGAAUUUCUAAGCUCUGCCUUAUGAAUGAACUUGAUGACAGCUUGCUUCUUGUUGCCUCAUGUGAUGGAAAUAUUCGCAUUUGGAAAGAUUACACAAUAAGGGGUAGGCAAAAACUCGUGACUGCAUUCUCUUCUAUCCAAGGUCAUAGACCUGGUGUGCGAAGUGUAAAGGCGGUUGUUGAUUGGCAACAGCAGUCCGGAUAUCUGUAUGCUUCUGGUGAGAUAUCAUCCAUCAUGCUUUGGGAUCUUGAUAAGGAACAGCUUGUUAAUUCUAUUCCUUCGUCAUCAGAUUGUGGGAUCUCAGCGUUGUCUGCUUCUCAAGUUAAUGGGGGUCAACUUGCAGCUGGUUUUGCGGAUGGUUCUGUUCGACUGUUUGACAUUAGAACACCUGAUAUGUUGGUUUAUGCAAUGCGGCCGCACACUCAAAGGGUGGAAAGAGUUGUGGGAAUUGGUUUUCAACCUGGGCUUGAUCCAGUUAAGCUUGUUAGUGCAUCUCAGGCUGGUGAUAUUCAGUUCCUUGAUAUCAGAAAUCACAGGGAAGCCUACCUCACGAUUGAUGCGCACAGGGGCUCGCUCGCAGCAUUAGCAAUUCACCGACAUGCCCCCAUUAUUGCUAGUGGCUCUGCAAAGCAGCUCAUCAAAGUCUUUAGCCUGGAUGGUGAUCAACUAGGCACCAUCCGAUAUUACCCCACCUUUAUGGCCCAGAAGAUUGGGUCUGUAAGCUGCCUCACCUUCCAUCCCUAUCAAGUAUUGCUUGCUGCUGGUGCUGCAGACGCCUGUGUCUCUAUCUAUGCUGAUGAUAACACUCAAGCAAGAUGAAUGCAAAUUCUUUCAUACUUGAAGAAAGUUUAUGGGGCAGCAGCACAAGUGCAUAAAUUUGCACUGCUGCGACUUCUUUGGAUGCAGUUGAAAUCAUCUGAAAUGACACAUUCUGCUGCCUGGUUCCUCCCUGGUCAAUUGGAUCUGGAAACUCUGCUCGGCACACUGUUUAAUUCUGUGCUAUAUAUUCGUUAGCCUCCAGUGUAAGAGGGUUCACACGUUGAAAGAAAUCAUGCAUUAUAUUCCUGGGAGGCUUUGGCAAAUAAUCUGGUAUAUAGGUAAAGGGUGUAAAUAUUUUGUUAUUUCCUCCCGUGUGUUUCUUUCUGUUUUCUUUUUCUUUUAUUCCCUUGUUCAAUUUGUAAAAGUAAUUUAAGUGUUGUUGGAAAGCUGAUAAUAUAUUAAUAUAUAUGGCUGUUUAUCCCCAGGGAAAAGGGGCCUUGAGAAA
Messenger RNA from Malania oleifera, 4962 nucleotides. Its product is annotated as regulatory-associated protein of TOR 1. NCBI's taxonomy places the organism in Eukaryota, Viridiplantae, Streptophyta, Magnoliopsida, Santalales, Ximeniaceae. Gene Ontology annotation, molecular function: protein-macromolecule adaptor activity; protein binding. Gene Ontology annotation, biological process: cellular response to amino acid stimulus; regulation of autophagy; TOR signaling. The record is from RefSeq and is a predicted model, not a curated record. Gene Ontology annotation, cellular component: cytoplasm; TORC1 complex. Bases 435 to 4517 code for a protein of 1360 amino acids. The transcript has 23 exons.